Molecule: messenger RNA, 411 nt
Organism: Morchella sextelata
Lineage: Eukaryota; Fungi; Ascomycota; Pezizomycetes; Pezizales; Morchellaceae
Exons: 1
Coding region: 1-411 (136 amino acids)
Source: RefSeq, a predicted model, not a curated record
AUGAAAUCGUCUUGCCCUUUUUCCUACAAGUGGUACAGCUCCUCCGAGAACUUCGAUAAACAUCUUCGGACUCCAUAUCCAUUUGAACCAGAUGAAUGGCUGGGAAAUCAGUUUUUACUUCUGGAGCACGAACAAGAGAUACCCGAUGACACUCACGACAGCCCAGAAGGCAUUCACAAUUUCUAUUCAGAUACGCAUGACGACUCUAAUACUUCGGAGAGUAAGAGCAUCAAUUAUCAUGAUCAAAAUUCCGAUAAUAAUUCAGAUCUGGAAUCCGAAUCAUAUUUUAUAAUGGAAGAGGCAGAUGGAGAUGCAAAUGGGCAUGAGGCAGCGACAAUGAUUUACGAGGGUACUGGGGAGUAUUUCUACUGCUCAAAAUCCUACGAUGAAUGCUCACAAAACCUUCUCUAA